Molecule: messenger RNA, 645 nt
Organism: Lachnellula hyalina
Lineage: Eukaryota; Fungi; Ascomycota; Leotiomycetes; Helotiales; Lachnaceae
Gene: YGL242C
Product: Ankyrin repeat-containing protein
Exons: 3
Coding region: 1-645 (214 amino acids)
Molecular function (GO): protein binding
Source: RefSeq, a predicted model, not a curated record
AUGGCAACAACACACCAACAAGAAGAAGUCGAGGGCGCCUCCCCCGGCGAACAACUAAUCGAAGCCUGCCGCCGCAACAACACCGACCUCCUCCAAUCCCUCAUAACAGCAGCCGGCUCCCCCACCGCCGCAGCAAGCCUUCUAAACGACACGAAAACCGUACUAGGGAACCACGCGUACCACGAAGCUGCGUUACGAGGGAAUUACGAAAUCAUCGACCUCCUCCUCGACCAAGACCUCUUCGAAUGCGACCCCCUAACCCGCCUAGACGCCGACACCCCCCUCCACUCCGCCAUCCGCUACCUGAACACGCUCCCCCUCCCCCUCUCACCCCACAACCUCGAAUACGCACUCGGCCUCAUAACCAUGAUGCUAGAAGCCGGUUCCGACCCGCGCAUCCGGAACAAAGCGCACCUGACCCCAGCCGCACUGUGCGAUCCGGGCUUGGGCAAGGUGAGGGAGGUGCUGGAGGAGGCGGUGUUCGUGCAGAUGGAGAGGGGGGGUUUCGAUGAGGAGGAGGAGGUAGACGGCGCUGGGGAGGAGGAGGAGGAGGCGGGGAGUGAUAGCGGGAGUGAUUUUGAUCGGGAGGAGUUGGAGGCGCAGAGGGGCCAGAGGAAUGGGAAUGGGAAUAGCAAGGGGUUUUGA